Messenger RNA from Rhododendron vialii, 763 nucleotides. RefSeq names its product protein SMALL AUXIN UP-REGULATED RNA 51-like. The transcript has a single exon. NCBI's taxonomy places the organism in Eukaryota, Viridiplantae, Streptophyta, Magnoliopsida, Ericales, Ericaceae. Bases 77 to 592 code for a protein of 171 amino acids. The record is from RefSeq and is a predicted model, not a curated record. Gene Ontology annotation, biological process: response to auxin.
CUCUCCAACCCACAUAGGAAGUCUAUUUUAACUUCCGCUGAAACUCUCUCUCUCCCUCUCUCUCUCAUCAUCUCCAAUGGCCUCCGCCACAAAAAACGUCAACAAAAUCAGCCAAAUCGUGAGACUAAAACAGGUAAUGCAACGAUGGAAGCACGCGAGCCUCGACCGCCUCUCCUCCCUCUCCCCCUCCUCCUCCCGCUCGGACCGCUUCGACUACGACUCCGACUCAACCGGACCCGGCCGCCGUGGCCGGGUCACCCCUCCCGGCCGCCUCGCCGUCUACGCGGGCCCCGAACGGCGCCGCUUCGUGAUCCCCACCCGGUACCUCAACCUCCCCGUCUUUCUCUCCCUCCUCGACCGGGCCGAGGAGGAGUUCGGGUUCCAGACCAACGGCGGCCUUGUCCUGCCAUGCGAGGCCGAGUUCUUCGCGGGAGUGGUGGAGCUUCUGGAGAGAGACGAGCAGAGGUACGGCGUUUUCGGGCUCGACGAUUUCGUGGAGAUGUUUUCCGACGUGGGUUUUAGUUCUUGCAAGGAAAGAGAGAAUAGUUGUGGAUAUGGGUUCAGGCCGUUGUUGCAGAAAACCAAGGGUUGAGAACUCUGAGACUGACAUUAUUUGUGCUUGGCUCUGGUCUAGGGUUAGGGUUGAAAAAUUAUUCAAUGCUCUUACGGAUAUCAUCGCGGCGUCUCAGUUUUCUUCAUCAACACACAUUGACGUCUAAACGUUCAAUGCGUGAUGGUUGAUAUACCUAAGACACGUGACUCC